UUAAUAAGACUACUGACUAGAAGACUGGAUUUGUAAGUCCCAAACUAAGCUUUGUCUAUUUUAAGUAAUGGAAUCCAGACGUCAUAAAGAUCUGCUAACUUCAUUAUUGGAUUCCAAAAAUUUCUUCUUUGGAGUCAAAAAUUUAUCAUCAGAAGAAUCACAAUGUCUCCUAGAUCCUGACUUCAUUAAUUUUUUUCUUAAUUUCUUGAGGGAAUCAUCGUUUAUUGUGUUAAAUAAUGAUUGCUCCAUUGCGAAUGUCAGUGAGAUAGACACAAAAAAUGGACCGCAAUUUACAGAAGUAGAUUCACGAUGUAUGCCAUUGCAGGAAAUGCAAAAAAUGAGUACCCCAAAAGUACGAGAUGAUAUUGCAACACCUAAGUCAUUUAGAGACCUUCACACUUCUUCCCUGAAUAAUGAACAAACACCAAAAUAUGGUAGACAGACUUCUAUGCAACAAGAUCACAGUAAAUACUCUGGCCAACGAUAUAAAACAAAACCACUAAGUCUGAGUGAUUUUCUUAGUCCUGAAGCUGUUCACAUUCAGUCACAAAGUUCAUCAAAAAAGAAGGCUCAUAAAUCUCGAUUACAGAAAGGAAGAAGAAUAACCCCAGUUUCGGAAGAAAAAUGUGAUUGUAUCUCAUCUUCUGCUAAUAGCAGACAAUUUUCAAGAAAUGAAAUAUCUUUUUCUCCUCAUUAUGAAAUGUCCAAGACGUCGGUAUUUUCACCUCAUGAUACUAAAAGUCCUAUCAAUCCUUUGUAUUCCGGAGCAAGUCGAAGUAUAUCAUUCAACAUUGAGGAAGAAUUCCCUAAACUAUCAGAUACACCUAAACAGUCUAUAAACUGUAAACCUUCAAGGAGAAUAAAACCAACAACUGUUACUGCUGGUAUUAAGUCAGAACUACAUGUAUUAUCUUCAGCAAGUGGGGUGAAUAUAAAAAACUCCGAUAAUCCUUUCACAACUGCUGUUCCUAUAACACCUGCAAGUGGUAUCGAUCUGAAUAUUGAGCGACAUCUUCUGUUAAAAAUGAAGAAUCGUGAAAAUGGUUCAAACACAGAGUUACAGAAGAAAAAUAUGAGAAUUCCGAUAAAAUCGAUGGAAGAUAUCAGCCCUGUGAAGAAAACAACAUCAUUUCCGGAUCCUACACAUGUUUUUGAGUCUGACCGCAUAACAAUGCUUGCAGCAUUGCACUCAUAUUUCAUCAAUAUGCUGCUCGUCCCAAAUAUAAUCACCGAACUACAUUUUAUAAUUGAUCUUUUGACUGCGUCAUGCUGUGUUGAGAAACCAAACAGUUCUGCUCCAUCAUUAUGCAUUACAGGGAGUUUGUGUAAUUCGUCAGAUAGCAAUAUUGGAGAACACACUGAUUCUGUAUUGAACACCAAUGUUCUGUCAACUGCCGCAAACUGUGUUUUCUUCGCCAUCCAAACUGUGCAAUAUCUUGUUUCUUCUGGUUUUAUAUCAAUCUUGUCUCGUUCAACUCUAUCGUUGCUUGUGCAAAAUUAUAGGAUUCAGCGCUUCUUACCUUCAUUGUCAAGUCAACUCUCAAACUUAUGUGAAGAAAUUGAGGAGAAAGAAAAAGAUUUUUCUGGUGAUGCUUUGGAAUCUCAAGAAAAAUUGCACUCACUGUCAGGUGUUCCAUUUGAAGCUGACACUGAUGAUAGAAGUAAUUUUCCUUCUGAUAAAUCAUUUCAUGCAUUUCGAAAACAUCGGGAUUUGUUCUAUUCUAUUCUUAGAGAGUAUGAAGACAGAAGAAAUGACCCCAAUUUCAAUAUUCAAAAUCAUCUUGCUGGGAAAAUAAAGAAUCUUGUGCUUCAAGUAAAAUCAACAGCAACUUACAAGCCAUUUGUCAGACUGUUUGUAAGUCAAAUGCUGCAAGGUGCAAACCUUUCUGAAAUCUCGACACAGAUGUCAAAUAGAAGUUUCGCAAGAAGUAGUUUCAAUGAUAGCCACACAAGCAAAGGUGAUCUUCUAACAUCUCUUCGCCAUGGUGAUCCUGAAAAGUUUCGCAGACUUCAAUCAAGAUUUGUAACGGCUUCAAACCCAUCAGUUCAAGGAAAUAAAGCCAAGGAUCCUUUAACAGAACAAUGCCGUUUUUAUGAAGAAUUCAUAUUAACUGCUGACAGUUAUGCGCUUAACACCCAUCUUUGCAAUGAAUUGAGAGAAAGAAUCAAUGAUAUCGAGAUUCAACAAACUCAACAAAUACUGGACGAUGCUUCUGCUGAAACGGUCAAUUUUGCGAGUGUUUCUUCGUCUCUAUGCACCAUGAUAUCAUCGAUACGUGCUUUGGGUCGAUUUCUUGGCAUUGUGACUUUUCAACCUUAUGACACAGGUGAUGGUAUCACACCUUAUGACAGUCAUACUUUUGGUAAUAUCGUUUCUGCACUUGAAAAUUCAUCAACUCAAAACUAUAACUUGGUCACUGUUGCUUGGGUGACUGAAUACUUGAAAUCAGCAACUUUUUCAACAAAAUCACUAAUACCGGAAGCUGAAGAUACAAUCAAAAGAUUAUUCAUGAUUUACAGAGAGCAUGCAUACUGUGACAGGAAAGAUUUAACAACUGGAGAUGUUUUAAUAUGUUUGGCAAUUUCAUCCUUAUUUGAAAUGUCAAUAUUUCAAGAUAAUUUUUUCUAUACUAUGUUGAAAAAAUAUCCUGCUGAUAAAUAUUGUCAAAAAUCAAUGAAAUUAUCAAGUAUUGCUACACAAUCCAUGGAGCAAAAGGGAGAACUGGGAUCGCUGUCAUUCGAUGAUUGUUGUUCUGAUCUCAUAAGUUUUUCAUUAAUUUAUGACUGGUAUCCAUCAUUGAAAGAAAUUAGAUCAACCAUUAUAUCUUGUAAUUCUGGAGCUGAAAAAACAAAUCAAUCCCAACAACCACCAAGAAAGAUUAAACCUAAUACAGAAAAGAAAUCUGAAGAAACUUUAGCACAAAAGAAAGAGAAACAACUUCAGUUGACUUUAGAAGAACAUUUUUUCCGAGGUCAGCCAUCAUCACUAAAACGUACUGUUGCAUUCGUAGCAGAACGAUGUGCAUCAAACUGUGUGAAACACAUUCGAAGCAUUGCUAUGCUUAAGAUUUGUGAUGAAGCAGAACAACUCUUUAAACAAAGGAUUGCUGAAGGAAAUUAUGAAUUUGAUAAUUAUUCUAAAGUUGGGAUGACCAGGCAGGUUGUCAAUGAGAUGAAGUCUUCAGCUAAUGUUCGAAUGCAUAAAGAAGCAAAUGAAUAUUGUGAUCAAGCUGUACCACAGUGCAUGAAGGAUUUGGCAUCUUGCGAAUCUGCAGAUGGGGUUCUUAAUGUAGCUACUGCCAUUGCUAGGAAACGAGCAAUUUCUAGCGUUUACUCUUGGCUAGGUACGAGGUUGGAUGAAUUAGUAAGCGUUUCAGUCAAAGCAAGAUUGACGAAAGUCUCAUCUAAUGUGAAGAAAGAAGAACCUGCGUUGCCUCCUAAGCUACAAGUUUCAAUGAUGGAAGAAACAGACAGCAUUUUACCUAAGAUUGAAUCGCUUUCUUCAUUGCUGCACGUUAUGAAAGAAUACACUGUAAAAUUAAUGUUUCGCAAUAGUUCAAUGUGUCUGGUAUCUAUCGAUCCUUCAAUUCCUGCUCAAAUAUCAGAAAGAGACAUUUUAUUCGUUCUUUCAGUCGCCUGUGCACUACUUGGAGAAAAACAUUUCGAUUCUUCUUUCAUUAGUUCUAAUGUUGGAGCAGAGAAAUUCGAUAAAAUGCAACAACUGAUAACAUCUUCGCUACAUUUAAAAAAUUCUCUCCUUUUGUCCACGAGAGAAUUAGCAAAUCUUUUUGGAUUAUCUUUUGAGCAAAAUGUGGACAAUCUUGUUAGUUCCUCUCUUGUUCCUGCCAUUUCUGAUAUUCAACUCAGUUGUUCCUGACCCUAAUCACACAAGGCCUCGUAAUCACUGCCAGUUUGAUUUAAUAUUGUUUCGAUGGCAUUCAAUAAAUAUUUUGAUAUUUUCA
Molecule: messenger RNA, 3962 nt
Organism: Styela clava
Lineage: Eukaryota; Metazoa; Chordata; Ascidiacea; Stolidobranchia; Styelidae
Source: RefSeq, a predicted model, not a curated record